Batrachochytrium dendrobatidis JAM81 is the source of this 1404-nucleotide messenger RNA. RefSeq names its product rRNA-binding ribosome biosynthesis protein UTP25. Gene Ontology annotation, cellular component: nucleolus; small-subunit processome. NCBI's taxonomy places the organism in Eukaryota, Fungi, Chytridiomycota, Chytridiomycetes, Rhizophydiales. Gene Ontology annotation, biological process: maturation of SSU-rRNA from tricistronic rRNA transcript (SSU-rRNA, 5.8S rRNA, LSU-rRNA). The transcript has 7 exons. Gene Ontology annotation, molecular function: rRNA binding; U3 snoRNA binding. The annotation marks the transcript as partial. The record is from RefSeq and is a predicted model, not a curated record.
UUUACCCCGUUUCAAGCGUCUUUAUUUCCAUUGCUAAACUCGUAUGCUGAUGUGCUGUUUGCAAACCAAUCAUUCAACUUUGACAAAGAUUAUCAAAAUCUGAUUGCGCUCCAUAGUCUGAACCACAUCUACAAAGCUCGCGAUCGAGUCAUGAAGCACACUGCUAAAAUCAAGGCCGAUAUUAUGGCCAACAAACAGCCAAUCGAAUAUCGUGAUCAAGGCUUCACUCGACCAACAGUUCUUAUUAUUGCUCCAUUCCGUAACCGAGCCUUUCAAAUUAUUAAAACAUUUUUUGCUCUAUCAGGAUGCACAUCUCAGGAGAAUAAGAAGCGAUUUAUGGACGAGUUUUCACCUGUUCCUGGCGAAGAUGAGGCUGAUAAGCGCAAACCAGAGGAUUACCGUAAAAUAUUUGCAGGAAACAUUGAUGAUUGUUUUCGAAUCGGCAUCAGGUUUUCUAAAAAACAGAUGAAGCUUUUUUCGCCAUUUUAUUCAUCCGACGUUAUUGUUGCAUCCCCACUUGGUCUUAAAAUGAUUAUUGGAUCCGAAGGUGACAGGAAACGUGACUUUGAUUUUUUGUCAUCCAUUGAAGUAGUCAUUUUGGAUCAGGCUGAGAUAUUUAUGAUGCAGAACUGGGAUCAUGUCAAGUCUAUUUUUACUAGUCUUAAUCUGAUUCCUAAAAAUGCACACAAUUGCGAUUUUUCCCGCGUGAGAUCUUACGCUCUUGAUGGCCGGGCCAAAUAUGUUCGUCAAAAUCUCAUUUUUUCAAGCAUUAUAUCACCAGAAAUCAACGCACUUGCCAACACAGGCUCUCAGAAUGUAGCCGGAAGAGUUAAGAUUACUAGGGCAUAUAGCGGCACCAUUAGCGAUGUAGCCAAUCAUGUUCCUCAACUUUUUCAUCGUAUGCAUCAGCACUCUGUUCAAUCAUCGCCAGACACCCGCUUCACUUACUUUAUUGAACAGAUUCUUCCAACUCUUCGUCGCUCAAUGAUACAAAAACCUCACACUCUUAUUUUCAUUCCUUCAUACUUUGAUUUUGUUCGUGUUCGCAAUUAUCUCACUGAGCACAACUACAGUUUUGGUUCAAUUUCAGAGUAUACGUCACGAUCCGAGUGCGAUCGGGUGCGACACCAAUUUAAAAUUGGAGACCUUAGCUUUUUAAUCUGUACGGAACGAUUUCACUUUUUCCGCCGAAACAAUUUGCCAGGAGUAAGGAAUAUUGUGUUUUAUCAAAUACCAACAAACGCUAUAUUCUAUUCGGAGCUGCUGAAUAUGCUUGAACACAAUGCUGGGGAUUUAACAUGCUCGGUCAUCUAUUCUAUGUAUGAUAAACUUGCGCUUGAACGAGUUGUUGGAUCUGUUAGAGCUGAGCGUAUGAUCAGCAGUGUCAAAGACACAUUCAUGUUU